Molecule: messenger RNA, 1484 nt
Organism: Xenopus laevis (African clawed frog)
Lineage: Eukaryota; Metazoa; Chordata; Amphibia; Anura; Pipidae
Gene: stom.S
Product: stomatin S homeolog
Cellular component (GO): plasma membrane; membrane
Source: RefSeq, marked provisional
AGUGGAAGCGACAGACAUGGCUGACAACAUGGAACUCAAGUCCAGGAGGGGAAACCAGGAGUCCAGUAAUAUCACUGUUUCGGAAGGAGGGCUCGGAUGCUGCGGCUGGUUUUUGGUCAUUUUGUCCUUCUUCUUCACGAUCCUCACCUUCCCCAUAUCAAUAUGGAUGUGCAUAAAGAUUGUAAAGGAAUACGAGCGAGCUAUCAUUUUCAGACUUGGACGAAUCCUCCGCGGAGGAGCAAAGGGACCAGGUCUGUUCUUUGUUCUCCCCUGCACCGAUAGCUUCAUCAAGGUGGACAUUAGAACCAUUUCAUUUGACAUCCCUCCCCAAGAGAUCCUGACAAAGGACUCUGUCACCGUUAGCGUGGAUGGUGUUGUCUACUACCGAGUCAAUAAUGCUACACUGGCAGUGGCAAAUAUCACCAACGCAGACUCUGCCACCCGUCUCCUGGCUCAGACCACUUUGAGAAACGUCUUGGGGACCAAAAACCUGUCCCAAAUCCUCUCUGAUAGAGAAGAGAUUGCCCAUAACAUGCAGGCCACCCUGGAUCUUGCAACAGACGACUGGGGUAUCAAGGUGGAGCGAGUAGAGAUUAAGGACGUGAAGCUACCCAUUCAGUUGCAGAGAGCGAUGGCGGCAGAAGCAGAGGCUGCAAGGGAAGCCCGAGCCAAGGUCAUAGCAGCAGAGGGUGAGAUGAACGCAUCCCGUGCCCUGAAAGAAGCCUCCCUGGUCAUCUCGGAAUCUCCAUCUGCCCUUCAGCUGCGCUACCUGCAAACGCUGACCACCAUCGCCUCCGAGAAGAACUCAACCAUUGUCUUCCCACUGCCCAUUGACCUGCUCAACGGACUGAUGAAUAAAUAGAUCCUGUCUCAUUAGUCUGAGGCUUUUAAUGAACCGCCAACUGUAAUUAAAUGUGAUCAUUUCCUCUUCUCAUCGAGUCUGGUUCUCUGAAACCAGGUUCCAUGUCCCAAAAUGAUUUCAAAUACAUUUGGAUUUUAAUUAAUGGGUCCUUAACCCUUUCAAAGCUGUUUGUGAAUCAAUGAAUAUAAUAAAUAGACGCUCACAGGUUUUAUCCCAUUUCUCUGUUACUCACCGGGGGGGUCACUAAGCAGUUUGGUAACAUGCUAUUUAGGGGUGCAAGAGUCAGAAACCCCCCAGUACUAUGGAGGAACUACAACUAUGUGUGUGUAAAAGCAGAAAGCUACUUCAUUAUAAAAUAGUGUAAUUAUUUCUUGUACAGGAUAUAACUCUGGAGCAAAGGAAGAAAUUACAAUUAAGGUGUGAAUGUUUAUAGAUUUCUGGGAGCAGAUUACCAUGUAAAUAAGCUUCACUAGAUCUGCACCAAGUUCUCUUACACAAGUUCUACUUUGCACUCUCAGUCGGCACAGUCGUGUGUGUUACUUUAAUUUAGGAAUUGUUUUGUUUUUAAUGAAUUGCACUAUAUUUUUGUAUCAUUGAACCAAAUAAAUACUCUCUUUAACUG